Molecule: messenger RNA, 848 nt
Organism: Olea europaea var. sylvestris
Lineage: Eukaryota; Viridiplantae; Streptophyta; Magnoliopsida; Lamiales; Oleaceae
Product: 60S acidic ribosomal protein P3-like
Exons: 2
Coding region: 114-473 (119 amino acids)
Cellular component (GO): ribosome
Molecular function (GO): structural constituent of ribosome
Source: RefSeq, a predicted model, not a curated record
CAUAUAACACAUUCCAAUACCGCAUUUCAUACACAGUCUCUCUCUAAGCUGUAGAAGCAAUCAAUCUGAAAGAAGAUUCGAAACAAAGAGAGAGCAACGAGAUACACGGAGAGAUGGGAGUAUUUACCUUCGUGUGCAGGGAAUCAGCCGAUGAGUGGACGGCUAAGCAGCUCAGCGGCGAGCUGGAGACAUCGGCUGGCUCCACCUAUGAACUACAAAGGAAGCUUGUCCAAGCCUCCUUGUCCUCUGAUUCAUCCGGCGCCGUUCAAUCCUCUUUCUCAUACAUAACCCCUUCCUCCGCCGUCUUCCAGGUGAUUGUUGGUGGUGCUCGCGGUGGUGCAUUCAUUGGAGGUGGUGGAGCUCCAACAGCAGCUCCUGCUGGUGGCGUUGCUGCUGAGGCACCGCCAGCUGAGGAGAAGAAGGAAGAGAAAGAGGAGAGCGACGAUGACAUGGGAUUCUCCCUAUUUGAUUAGGUUCAAAUUUUAUCUUGGAUUUUGGAGUCGUACUUAAGCCCGUUUGAGCCCCAUUUUCUCUAUCAUACUUUUAACCACACAAUCUUCAAUAAAAUAAUAUUACACAUAAAUCAAAAACUUUUCAAUCACUUAUUUUUCAAAAAAACACUAUUCUUCUCAUAAUAAUCUACAAAUAAUGGGACUCAAACGGCCCAAGUGUCUUCCCAAAUGUUCAUUACUUUCCAGACAAUUUUGAAUAGAAUCUGAUUAUCUUCGAGUUUAUUUUAGAGCCUUCUUGGGUUAUCUUCACGAAUGCUUGAGUUUUGUUUGAAUCGCAAAUAUCUGUUGUGAAAGAUAAUUUGGGAUUAAUUGGAGCUUUUGAGAUUUCCUUCUGCA